Grosmannia clavigera kw1407 is the source of this 1545-nucleotide messenger RNA. Its product is annotated as translation initiation factor ef-2 gamma. The record is from RefSeq and is a predicted model, not a curated record. The transcript has 3 exons. Gene Ontology annotation, cellular component: cytosol; eukaryotic translation initiation factor 2 complex. NCBI's taxonomy places the organism in Eukaryota, Fungi, Ascomycota, Sordariomycetes, Ophiostomatales, Ophiostomataceae. The coding region runs from base 1 to 1545 and encodes 514 amino acids. Gene Ontology annotation, molecular function: GTP binding; tRNA binding; translation initiation factor activity. Gene Ontology annotation, biological process: formation of translation preinitiation complex; positive regulation of translational fidelity.
AUGGCAGACAAGUACGACCACGACGACAUCGAGUCCGGUUCGGAUUCAGGCCCGGAUUCGCCCAUACUGGAGCCACAGGACGUGUCGGACGGCGAUAUCGACGAGAAGCCGCUGAAGUCGGCGCUGAAGAAGGGCGGAGAGGUGGCAGUGGAGCCGGCAGUGGUGAAGCCGCCGCUGCCACCACAGACGGAUCCCAAGGAUCUGGACGUGAGCAAGCUGACGCCGCUGACGCCAGAGAUUAUCGCGCGGCAAGCGACGAUCAACAUCGGGACGAUCGGCCAUGUGGCGCACGGCAAGUCGACGGUGGUCAAGGCGAUUUCGGGUGUGCAGACGAUUCGGUUCAAGAACGAGCUGAUCCGCAACAUCACGAUUAAGCUGGGCUAUGCCAAUGCCAAGAUCUACAAGUGCGACAACAAGGCGUGUCCACGGCCGACGUGCUACCGCAGCUACAAGAGCGACAAGGAGGUGGACCCGCCGUGUGAGCGCGAGGGCUGUGGGGGGACGUACCGUCUGCUGCGUCACGUCUCGUUUGUCGACUGCCCCGGCCACGAUAUCCUGAUGAGCACGAUGCUGUCGGGCGCCGCAGUGAUGGACGGGGCGCUACUUCUGAUCGCAGGCAACGAGACGUGUCCGCAGCCACAGACGUCGGAGCAUCUGGCGGCGAUCCAGAUCAUGAACCUGGACAAGGUGGUGAUCCUGCAGAACAAGGUAGACCUGAUGCGCGAGGAGACGGCGCAGCAGCACUACGAGUCGAUUCUCAAGUUCAUCCGCGGCACGGUGGCGGCCAAGUCGCCGAUCGUGCCGAUCUCGGCGCAGCUCAAGAUCAACAUUGACGCCGUGCUGGACUGCCUCGUCAACACGAUUCCAGUGCCGCCGCGCGACUUCUCGACGGACCCGCAGAUGAUUGUGAUCCGCUCGUUCGACGUGAACAAGCCGGGUGCCGAGAUCGAGGACCUCAAGGGCGGCGUGGCCGGCGGCAGCAUUCUGCACGGCGUGAUCAAGCUCGGCGACGAGAUCGAGAUCCGGCCCGGCCUGGUGACGCGCGACGAGGCCGGCAACCUGCACUGCACGCCCAUCUUCAGCCGCAUCGUCUCGCUCAACUCCGAGUCCAACGACCUCAAGUACGCCGUGCCGGGCGGCCUCAUCGGCGUCGGCACCCACAUCGACCCGACACUCUGCCGUGCCGAUCGGCUGGUCGGCUUCGUGCUCGGCCUCAAGGGCCGCCUGCCCGACAUCUACAGCGAGAUCGAGGUGAACUUUUACCUGCUGCGCCGCCUGCUGGGCGUGCGUACCGCCGACGGCAAGCAGGCCAAGGUCGAGAAGCUGGCCAAGAACGAGGCCAUCAUGGUCAACAUUGGCUCCACCUCGACCGGCGCCAAGGUCGCCGCCAUCAAGAACGAUGCGGCCAAGCUGGUCCUGACCAGCCCCACCUGCACAAACAUUGGCGAGAAGGUGGCACUGAGCCGGCGCAUCGAGAAGCACUGGCGGCUGAUCGGCUGGGCCACCAUCACGGCUGGCGUCACGCUCGAGCCGACGUUGCCUUGA